This is a messenger RNA of Candidula unifasciata, 581 nucleotides long. The record is from the annotation of a GenBank genome assembly. NCBI's taxonomy places the organism in Eukaryota, Metazoa, Mollusca, Gastropoda, Stylommatophora, Geomitridae.
CGUGGAUACCAACCCAGAUAGAGAUGAUAAAUUGUAAAUUGAUCUUACGUUUCUUGACAACGACAUAUACAUUGAUCUUACCCCAUAAACGGACGUACAAACAUCACAUGAUAAUAGAUGAAGAACAAACUUUGAUGGAAAUCCUGGACACAGCAAGGCAGACCCAUCAGGAGGAGACAACUCAACACGAGGGCAACUUCCGCUGGGCAGAUGGCUACAUCCUUGUGUACGCUAUCAAUGACCGGCAGAGUUUUCUGGCAGUGGGGGAGCUCAAGCAGCAGCUGGACACGAUCAAGAAAACCAGCAUUCAAUGUCUGUUGGUUGGAAACAAGGCUGACCUGCUGCAUGAGCGACGAGUGGCAACAGAAGAGGGCGAGGCUCUGGCUCAGGAGCUGUGUUGUGGGUUUUUUGAAACAUCUGCCAGGGAUGGUGGCCAAGAAAUAUCUGAAAUCUUUUACGAACUUCACCGAGAUAUAAGACGGCGAAAAAUGAUGGAGUCCAAGGGUAGACGGCGAUCAUCAGCCCAACAAGUGAAACAUGUUUUUAAUAGAAUGUUGAACAGGAUUGGCAGUACUUCGUGA